AUGGGUAAACCAAAAAAAAUGAGCUUAGGUGAAUUCAUGGCUGAUGAUUCGCUUGGCGGCUCGUCCUGGGCAGACGAGGAUUUCGAUAUCAAUUCUAUCGAGGUCCCCAUUAAUGGCCCUCCUCCUAGGAGGGUUGAUAGGGGGUACUCCAGUCACUACGGGGGUUCCAGUGAGUAUGGUGGUUCUAGAGACUAUGGUGGUGGUUCCAGAGACUAUGGUGCUCCCAGAGACUAUGGUGGUGGUUCUAGAGACUAUGGUGGUGGCUCUAGAGACUAUGGUGGUGGUUCCAGAGACUAUGGUGCUCCUAGAGACUACGGUGGGCUGCCUACAAAAGGCUUGACUGCACCUUUCAUAGCCAAAUUUUCAAAUUUCCCAGAGAUUGUUACACAGAAGUUGAUUCAGAAUCUAUUUGAAGCACGGUUCAUGCAAUACGAAAAGCUUAAGGUACUUAUAGAUCCCCAUCCACCUCAGUCCCGCUUUACAAAGCCACAACCACUAACCAAGAAAAAGUGUGCAUUUGUGCAAUUGAAUAGUUCGCAGGACCUGCAGAAGGUCCUUAAAUGGAACGACAUAUUUAUCGAGCGAAUGAGAGCUCAAGUGGGUCUAGCGGACUUUGAAGACUUUGAAAAUGUUCUAAAGUACAAUAAGGAGAUUGAAUAUGAUGAAAAUGGAGAAGAGGAACGGAUAAAUGAUGAAAAGUUGGCUAAAGAGGCAGAAAAGGCUGCUCGUUGGAGGAGCCAGAUCGAUGGAAACUCUCGUACUAAUGUUCCUAGAAUGGAUUCUGGUCCUCCCGUUAUAAAGUCUCGGCGUAAAUCAAAUCCGUUUGGUGUUGCCAAACCUGUCAACGUUCUAGAGAUACCAUUAGUUUCUGAGAAGGCCAAAGUGGUUGCCAAGGUGGUUAAAAAGGCUGCACGGAAGUCUGACUCUAAACGGGAGUCUAAGUCUGAGUCCGUGCCUAAUCCUGAGUCCGUGCCUAAGCCUGAGUCCGUGCAUAAGCCUGAGUCAGAGCCUCAGCCUGAGCCGAAGCCUAAGCUCGAGCCUAAGCCUACCCCUAAGGCUAAACCUAAAGUCAAUCCAUUUGGCAUUGCCAAACCCGUCGAUCCUUCUAAACAAGAAGAGAUUGAAAAAAAACUCAAUGAGAUGAGUAUCAAUGAGACUACGUUCCGAACAAAAAAAGGGGAACCGAAGAGUGCAAACACAAAGACAAAAAUUAAACUACUCAAGCAUGAAAUCAAAGAAGAUCAGAAAACACAAACGGAAGGCCAACUGGUUGUCGAAACACGUCCUCGCCGUAGAUCUCGCAGCAGAAGAUCUCACAGUUCAGCAAGGGGUACUAAAAAUCGAUCCAAUUCAGGAGGGAAAAGAAGUAGUUCGAGAGAUCUUUCAUUGAAGGUAGUCAAAAAGGAAGAGAAUGGUAAAGAGCUAUCGUUUAAGGGAGCUAGAAAGGAAGAAAACGGCAAGGAGUUAUCAUUCAAGGGAGCGAAAAAGGGUGUUAUCAAGGAUGAGAAGCAGAAGCCUAGAUCCAAGACACCGAAGGAGUUAAAGGAAUCCAUGAGAAAUGGAUUGAGUCGAAGAGAAAGGAAGGAUGUGGGGGGUCUUCGAAGGAUUAAAGGCACUAAAGGCGGUCCUGAGAGAUCUAAAGUUUCUGACAAGAAGAAUAGGACCCAGGAGGUUUCGAAGAACGUUGAAACUCUUGCUAGUCCUCAGGUUAAUUCUGUGAAUCCCCCUACUAAUCCUCCUGUGAACUUUCCUAAGAAUCCCCGCAGCAUGACAAGGCUAAGAGGUGGGAUGAGACGGAGAGGAAGGGACAAAGGAGAGGGCUCUUCUACGGAACAACCACGUGGUGGACGUGGUUCUCGGGGUGCUUCUGCAGGACGUGGGGCUACUACCGGACGUGGACGUGGUUCUCGAGGUGCUUCUGCUGGACGUGGAGCUGCUACCGGACGUCAACGUGGUUCUCGAGGUGUUUCUGCUGGACGUGAAACCACUCCCGGACGUGGAACUACUACCGGACGUGGCGCUUCUAGAGGCCGUGGUAGAACUCUCUAUGGAAACCUCAAGUACGUUAAGCCCGGUUUGUCGGAGCCUAUAGAUUCCUCUGACCCAGUGAAGUCAUCUGCUGCCGGUUUGUCCGAGCCUACAAGUUCUGCUGGGCCUGCUGCCGAGUUCACCAAGCCUACAAGUUCUGCUGGGCCUGCUGCCGAGUUCACCAAGCCUACAAGUUCUGCUGGGCCUGCUGCCGAGUUCACCAAGCCUACAAGUUCUGCUGGGCCUGCUGCCGAGUUGACCAAGCCUACAAGUUCUGCUGGGCCUGCUGCCGAGUUGACCAAGCCUACAAGUUCUGCUGGGCCUGCUGCCGAGUUGACCAAGCCUACAAGUUCUGCUGGGCCUGCUGCUGUGCUGACCAAGCCUACAAGUUCUGCUGGGCCUGCUGCUGUGCUGACCAAGCCUACAAGUUCUUCUGUGCCUGCUGCCGGGUUGUCCAAGCCUACAAGUUCUUCUGUGCCUGCUGCCGUGUUGUCCAAGCCUACGAGUUCUGCUGGACCUUCUGCUGAGCCUGCUGCCGGGUUGUCCAAACCUGCAAGUUCUGCUGAGCCAGUGAAGUCGUCUGCUGUAUCUACCUCUCAAUAA
Brettanomyces nanus is the source of this 2631-nucleotide messenger RNA. RefSeq lists its product as uncharacterized. Bases 1 to 2631 code for a protein of 876 amino acids. NCBI's taxonomy places the organism in Eukaryota, Fungi, Ascomycota, Pichiomycetes, Pichiales, Pichiaceae. The transcript has a single exon. The record is from RefSeq and is a predicted model, not a curated record.